UUAUAAGCCGGUGUGUUUACCCGACCGUGAUUUUGCCAAGAACGCGCAAUAAACAAACAGAAAAUAAAGAAGAAGAAUGUUGAAAAUGGAGAAAUACGAUGCCAACAGAAAUCUGUAGUACAAAUUGUUUUCAUAAAAUUUAGACUGCAUCCAAUUUGUCAUGGAUAUAUUUGAAAAUAUAUGUCGCACUUGCGGCAACGACUGCCUGGACGCAAUGAACAUAUUCGUGGACGGGGUGACGGUGCUGGAAAAGAGCGUUCCAAUAUCGGAACUUUUAUCCACAUGUAUGCCCACGUCCGCGACGCUGCCAGCACUGAGCAAGAAUGAUGACUAUCCCAAGCAGAUAUGCCGUGUCUGUAUCAAAAAACUGAUUAUGAUAUACGAAUUCAACAACAAAUGGAUAACGGCAAACAAUGAGUUCAACGUGGCGCUAAAGUUUGAACAGCGCCGCAAUCGUUCCCGACUUUCACAGCCAAUGCCGAUGACGACACUGGGCGAGCAGAUACCAAUUAAAUGUACAGUAACGACUGUGGAUGCAAACGUUGACUCCAUUGCAGCAGACACCGCUGGUAUUAAGGCGGAAAAUAUUGUGUUCAAGCACGAGCCACAUGAGGGUACGGAGAUCGGGACACUGAUCAAUACAACUGAUAUGGACCACGAUCUUGCCACAAAGAACAAUGAGGCAAUUUCGCAGACAAUCAAUUACCAGUGCGCUUUAUGUGAUGAGUGCUAUCACACGCUUGCGGCCUACCAGAAGCAUCAUAAAGUCAGUCACCGCAACUCUCAAUUCUUAUACUAUACGCCAGGACAAUAGAGCUCAGUUAUAUACACUUGA
Messenger RNA from Drosophila montana, 835 nucleotides. RefSeq names its product Dorsal interacting protein 1 (gene Dlip1). Lineage: Eukaryota; Metazoa; Arthropoda; Insecta; Diptera; Drosophilidae. Gene Ontology annotation, molecular function: zinc ion binding. Gene Ontology annotation, cellular component: nucleus. Bases 161 to 814 code for a protein of 217 amino acids. The record is from RefSeq and is a predicted model, not a curated record. The transcript has 2 exons.